UGAUCUGAGAAACCGAAACACUUUGGAGACCGAAAGACCGGAACAUAAGGCGGGCAAGAGAGUUUGUUUCUUCUCUCUUCAAUGGAAGGCGGCGAACAGGUUCUCCCUUCGGCCACCACCGUCGCCGCCGCCGGCUAUCCCAACGUCUCUCCUCCUCCGCUCGCUGAUCCUGUCGGUGCUUCCGAUCUCGCUGCUGCUGCCUCGGACGACGUUGUUGCGGAACCUGAAAUUCACGCGCUGAUUUCAGACGAAGAGCACGAUCACGAUCACGAUCACGAUCACGAUCACGAGCAUGAGCAUGAGCAUGACCAUGACCUCGAGCACGAUCACGAGCAUGAGCAUGACCACCACGAGGACCGCGAUGAUCACGCCGCCGUGGCAGCUGUCUCCUUGGAAGAUCUCAAACUCAAGAUCAUUAAGCAGGUGGAGUAUUAUUUCAGCGAUGAAAAUCUGCCCACUGACAAGUAUCUGUUGGGUUUUGUCAAGAGGAACAAGGAAGGGUUUGUUCCUGUAUCAGUAAUUGCUUCUUUUAGAAAAAUAAAGAAGCUCACGCGAGACCAUGCAUUUAUUGUUGCUGCAUUGAAGGAGUCUUCACUGCUUGUUGUUAGUGGUGACGGGAAAAGGGUCAAGCGGCUCAACCCACUUCGUUUCAAUGAAUCUAGAGAUCAUAAGUUAUAUACUGUUUUGGUAGAGAAUUUGCCAGAGGAUCAUUCAAGGAAGAACAUUCAACAAAUAUUCCAUGAAGCUGGAAAUAUAAAGAGGAUAACCAUUCAUGAUCCACAUUCUACUUCAGAGUCUACAAGACACAUCAAGCAAGAAAUGUUAAUUAGUAAUAAGUUACAUGCUCUUGUGGAAUAUGAGACUAUUGAGGCUGCUGAGAAAGCUGUGGCUAUGUUAAAUAAUGAACAAGACUGGAGAAAUGGCAUGCGGGUUAAACUUCUCAAGGGAAUGGGGACGUAUGGGCACAAAAAACAAGCUUGGAAAGGAUCUCAUUCUGAGAAGAAUAGCUCAAGGCAUGUAUCUGAACAAACAGGAGAUGAGGAGAAUCAUGGCUCUAAUGAGCAUCGUGAAGAUGCACAUGAGGAAGAAGAUGGGGAUCAUCUGUCGAAGGACAAAGGUGGGCAGAGGUAUAGAAAUCAAGGAAGAUCAAGAAAACAUAAAUAUCGUGCUGGAAAUGGAAUGGGCCAUGGAAGUACACCAUCAACUCAUGCUGCCGAAGCAUCGAAGCCACCCCCUGGACCAAGAAUGCCAGAUGGAACACGUGGCUUCGCAAUAGGACGAGGUCGGUUUCCUGUCCCUGCUUCGAAUUAGCAAAGAUUGGACGCCACAAAUGAGGGAUUGUAUUUAGCAGUAUUAUGUGUCCGAUGCUUUAGUGAUGUACUAGUUUUUACUUGGGUCCCUAUGCGUGUUCGCUUGAGUCAACAUGGGUUUGUUGGACUGGUAAAUUAUGUAUCUCAAUCUUUGGAAGUGAGUGUUGGUGGUGAAGUACAUACCCAUUUUAAGAUUAUUAGGCUGGGAAACAUAGAACUGUUCUAGUUGUGGUAAUCCUCACCUUACGAGGAAUCUGUGUAACAAAAUCAUAUCGAGAAAUUUGUUAAAGGGGAUGAAAGAAAGCUGUGUUUGAUAACCAAUUGAAAUUUUCUUGGUUCUA
Glycine soja is the source of this 1651-nucleotide messenger RNA. RefSeq names its product la-related protein 6A-like. Gene Ontology annotation, cellular component: nucleus. Gene Ontology annotation, biological process: RNA processing. The transcript has 11 exons. The record is from RefSeq and is a predicted model, not a curated record. Gene Ontology annotation, molecular function: mRNA binding. NCBI's taxonomy places the organism in Eukaryota, Viridiplantae, Streptophyta, Magnoliopsida, Fabales, Fabaceae. The coding region runs from base 82 to 1311 and encodes 409 amino acids.